UCUGAGCACCCAGCGCGGAGAGGAGAUGUGUCGUCCCCAUUGCCCACUGUGGCUGGCCCUGCCGCUGCUGCUCUCCUGCCCGCGGGCUGACGGCAGUGCUCUGCAGGGUCAGAUCAUUGGGAGCCACGAGGCCCAGCCCCACUCCCACCCCUACAUGGCGUACCUGAAGGUGGGGCGUUCUGCCUGCGGGGGGGUCCUGGUGGCCUCCGACUGGGUGAUGACAGCUGCGCACUGCUUGUCGGGGAACAUCACCGUCGUCCUGGGGGCUCAUGAGAUCUUCCAGCCAGAGCAGAGCCAGCAGGUCUGAGGGAUCCUCAGAUACCACCCACACCCUGCGUACGACCCCGACACCCUGACCAACGACAUCAUGCUGCUCAAGCUGACAGCAAAGGCCAAGCUCAACAAAUACGUCCGCACCAUUGCGCUGCCCAAAACCAGCAGCUACCUCCCGACGGGCUCCUCGUGCACCAUAGCAGGAUGGGGCCUGAUUGAUGAGGACCAGAUAACAGGCAAACUCUUUGAAAGCAAAGUCUCCAUCUACAGCCGCAGGAAGUGCGUUCUGUUCUACCCACACCUCGACGACGGCAUGGUGUGUGCUGGCAGCUUCCACGAGCUGAAGGACUCCAGCCAGGGUGAUUCCGGAGGGCCGCUGGUGUGCAAUGAAGUCACACAGGGUGUUGUUUCCUUCGGCUACGACAGCCCGCCCGGUGCCUACGCUCGCAUUGCCAACUACCGACGCUGGAUGAAGAAAAUCAUGAUGAAGUAACGGUGCAGCGUCAGCCCUGGAGACCUGACGGGUUCCUUCCUGCCCCCACUGGUGGCUCCAUUCCCCCCUCUGCCCUGGGAACCCAGGUGUCCCAAUGGAUGCCCAUAGGCUCCCUCCCUUUGCUCCGAGGCUGAUGGCUGUCCCGCUGCCGGCCCAUUUCAGUGCCACGUUGUCACCAGCAGAAUUCCCAUAUGGCACCGGAAUGCAGUGGCGCUACUGCACAGCCCCUUUCCCUUGGACGCCCCUGCCCUGCUGGACCCUGAAACACCCCCAGCAAAUUCUGAGCUGCAUUCCCCAGCAUUUCUGCCUUCUUUCUUAUCCCUCAUCACAGCAAGAAGGGAGGGUUGGGUCAGCCAUGCUUCUCCUCUCCGUGGUGGGAUGGCAGUGACAAAGACAUCGGGGUCCAGAGAAGGAGCAGCCCCUUUUCCCAGGUAACAGCAAUAGGACGAGGGGUGAUGGCCGCGUGUUGUUCCAGGGCAGGUGCAGGUUGGAUAUGAGGAACAGUUUAUUCACCAAAAAAUGGAGAUAUGGUGGCACGGGCUGCCCAGGGGGGCGGUGGGGUCACCAUCUCUGGAGGUGUCCAAGAACCAUGGAGAGGUGGCACUUAGGACAUGGGCAGUGGGCACGGUGGAGGUGGGCUGGGGCUGCUCUGGGGAUCUGAGAGUUGUCUUCCAGCCUUAGUGACUCUACGAAUCUAUGAGUGGGCAUGGUGCAGGUGGGUUGAUGGGCGGACUGGAUGGUCUCGGAUGUCUUCUCCAACCUUGAUGAUUUUGUGACCUGGAUGGAAAGGGGAAGCGCCGCACAUAUCCCAUCCACCGCCUUCAGAAUGCCAACAGCCCUCCAGUGUCCAUCUGUCUGCGAUGUCCUGCGUAGGGACACGGAUGGGAGCUCAGAGAACACCAUACUGAAAGGGCUGGGCAAGGACUGGGGACUACAGACAGGAGAGGCAAUGGGGCAGAGCAGCGCUCCUUGCUGCAGGACGUCUGUGUAAGUUCCAGGAGAGAAUGCGAGGGUUUGUGGAGGGGAAAUCCAGCGUGAAGUUUUGAACAUACAGAAACUGUGAGCAAUUUGAGGGAACAGGAUGCUUGCCCCGUCCUCAGAGCCUUUCCUGGGCUUCCACCCAGCCAUAUCUGCCCAAGGGAGGGGAUGGCUGGAA
This is a messenger RNA of Lagopus muta (rock ptarmigan), 1922 nucleotides long. RefSeq names its product mast cell protease 1A-like. The record is from RefSeq and is a predicted model, not a curated record. Gene Ontology annotation, biological process: proteolysis. Gene Ontology annotation, molecular function: serine-type endopeptidase activity. The transcript is spliced from 5 exons. Lineage: Eukaryota; Metazoa; Chordata; Aves; Galliformes; Phasianidae.